GGAACCUUUAUGGUGACGUUGAAUGUUAUCGGAGACGAUGGCGUCCGUGGAUCAGUCUCUGUUGGACCUUACUGAUAAAGAAACAAGGGACAGGCUGUUUCUGUGGGAGCGCUGUACCGAACCAACGGCGCCGCUGACCGAGAAGCAAACGGACUCGGUUCUGGAGCUCCGCAGUGCCGCCGAGACCGUCGCUCUUCCUGCGGACCUGCCCAUCGAAGACCUGAGCAGUCUGACCUCUCGCUGCCUGCGCUCGUCGCUCACCGCAGCCCUCCCGGCGUCCACGGAGGACGUGCUGCUCAGGGGCUUCCAGACGAUCGGUCUGGAGGAGCAGAGGGUCGAGACGGCGCAGCAGUUCUUCUCCUGGUUCUCCAGACUGCAGGCGCAUAUGGACCAGGAUGAAGGAGCCCAGUACAGGAAAACCCGCGAGUGUCUGAGCUGCUAUCAGGAGCAGUGCGAUGCCAUUCUCACUGAUGUGAAUGCAGCCCUGGAGCACCUGGACUCUCUGCAGAAACAGUACCUGUUUGUGUCCACCAAGACCGGCACGCUCCACGCGGCUUGUGAGCAGUUACUAAAGGAGCAGUCAGAACUUGUUGACUUGGCAGAGAGCAUCGAGCAGAAACUUUCCUAUUUCAAUGAACUGGAGGCCAUCAAUACGAAGCUCAACUCUCCGACAUUUUCAGUGAACAAUGAGGGCUUUAUACCAAUGCUGUCCAAACUGGAUGAUUGUAUCGAGUACGUUUCAUCACAUCCAAACUUUAAGGACUACCCAGUCUACCUGGCGAAGUUCAGGCAGUGUCUGUGCAAGGCUGUGCUCCUCAUGAAGACCCACACUGUGAACACGUUACAGAACCUCACGAGCCAGCUCACGAAAAGGGACCAAAUGGGUGUGGCCAAUGCAGACAACGCGUUUACACUCUACUAUGUGAGGUUCAGAGCAGCAGCUCCUAAACUCAAAACACUAAUUGAACAAGUUGAACAGCGGUCGGAGAAAAUCCCAGAGUAUCAGCAGCUGCUGGAGGACAUACACCAGUGCUACCUGGAGCAGCGCCAGCUCCUCCUCACCCCCUGCAUCUCCUCCACCAUCGCAGAUCUGACAGGCCGGCGGAGCAGGGACCACUGUGCUUUGGUGCGCAGCGGCUGUGCGUUCAUGGUACACGUGUGUCAGGACGAGCAUCAGCUCUACAAUGAGUUCUUCUCCAGAGCCACAACUAAACUGGAUGAGCUCCUGGAGAAGCUGUGUGUGUCUCUGUACGAUGUCCUUCGUCCCCUCAUCAUCCACGUGGUCCACCUAGAGACACUGUCUGAGCUCUGCGGCAUCCUGAAGACAGAGAUGCUGGAGGACCACGUCCAGAACAACGUGGCACAGUUGGGAGCAUUUGAAGCCGUGGUGAAGCAGAUGCUGGAGGACGUGCAGGAGCGCCUGGUCUACAGGACUCACAUCUACAUUCAGACUGACAUCAGCGGCUACAACCCUGCACCCGGUGACCUGGCGUACCCAGAGAAGCUCGAGAUGAUGGAGAAAAUCGCUCAGUCUCUGAGGGACGAGCAGACGAGGCUGGCGUGUCCAGAGUCCUUCUCUGACGUGCAGCUGGAGGACGGUGACUCCAGGAAGCUGUCCCCACCGGGUGGUGUCGAGAGCUCCCGGGUACAGACGAGUGUCUCCCCAGCUGAUCUCCAUGGCAUGUGGUACCCCACAGUGAGACGCACACUCGUCUGCCUGUCCAAACUUUACCGGUGCAUCGAUAGGGCGGUGUUUCAGGGCCUGUCCCAGGAAGCACUGUCUGCCUGCAUCCAGUCGCUGCUCAAGGCUUCUGACGUCAUCCUGAAGAACAAGAGUUCCAUUGAUAGCCAGCUCUUCCUCAUAAAGCACCUCCUGAUCUUGAGGGAACAGAUCGCACCCUUCCACACCGAUUUUGCCAUCAAGGAGAUCUCCCUGGACCUGAAGAAGACCAGAGACGCUGCGUUUAAGAUCCUUAACCCCAAGGCUGUGCCCAGAUUCUUCCGCCUCAACAGUCACAAUGCCAUCCUGGAGUUCCUGCUAGAGGGCACCCCAGAGAUUAAAGAGCACUACAUUGACUCAAAGAAAGAUGUGGACCGUCACUUGAAGUGCAGCUGUGAGCACUUCAUACAGCAGCAGACACACCUGUUUGUGGGCAGCCUGGAGGACCUCCUCACCAAGGUGGCAGCUUUAAAAACCAUGGCUGUUCACGGAGGUCCAAACUACACCCUUUCGCAGCAGCCUUGGGCUCAGCCUGUGAAGCUCAAUGACCUGGUGAUGUCCACAUACCGGGUGAUGAAGACCAAGCUGCCUGUGACUUUACAGAGCAUGUCCUUAUACCUGGCCAAUAAGGACACAGAGUUCAUCCUCUUCAAGCCUGUGAGGAACAACAUUCAGCAGGUCUUCCAGAGACUCCACAGCAUGCUGGCAGAAGAGUACAGUGGAGAGGACCUGCAGAUCAUUGCCAGCCCGUCCAUGGAGCAGAUCAGCCUGUUACUGUCGGUGAAUAAGUAGCUGUUGUGGGUUCCUUCAGUGUUCUCUAGCUUCCCCCAUUGGCCAGACCAGCAACGGUCCCAGCAGAAGCCAGAGCCCCCUGCUGGGCUGAGAUGAGCUCUGGACAUGACUGGACUUCCCGUGACUGCACUACACAGAACUUUAACUUACACCGACGGUGCAAUUGUGAAACAUGAGUAGCGGACCUGGGAUGAGAAUGUUUGGUUUUAAUUCUUUUGUUUUAUUUUUUACCAGUUUAUUUUGUACAAAUACUUCUGAUCUGUGGCGAAUGUUAUGUUGUAUGUGGGGGCUGUUCUACUACAGGAGUGCAGGUGGAGGACUCCGCCCGUUCUCUCUUCUGGAUGGAGACCUACAUUCACACACAACAGCCAGACGUGGGGCAGAAAUGAGUGAUUUUGUUUGCGCAUCCAGUGAACACAACAGCACAAGAAAACAGCUGAUAUUACACGAGAGAAAUAACACACACAGUCUUCAGAAAUAACAUGACUGUUGAUCUGAGUCCACAUAAUGACUCAUGUCAAACCUUUAUCAGCAUCUGUUUAAGGUUCUGCAUGUAUUUGGUAAAGCGUUGGUGAUGUCUUACAGCCUGGGUCUUUCUGGCUGGUUUCCUCUGAGAUGGCAUGGGUUUGGUUUUAAGGGAUGUUCCUUCAGUUCACCUGGAGACUGUUGCAAGUUUGCCCUUUAAUCUGUUUAUUUAAAUUUAGUUUGGGAUCACUCUGCUUGCUGUGUCUGGUUAUAACGUACCCGUAUGUCGUGUAGACGAUAAAAUCCCGACGGCUUCACCAAACACGAGCCUUGUCCCUGUGGCGUUGGCAUACAUGUACAGAUGAAAUGUAUUUAUUCCUGAGGUGUGAUUCCUCCCAGCUGAACGAGGCGUUCUGUUCCAGCUUCAACAACGGAAACGGAAAGUUUGAAGUGGAAGCAUAAUCCCCCAUGCUGUCUUCAAGAGACACUCCACUUCCAAAUGAGGACACCGGCUUCUCUGUCUCGCUGUCUCUCUCUUGGUAAUGACUGGAAUUUCAUCUCCCUUAGACCAGGACAAAUGCAGCCGCGUUACCGUAGUGCUGAGCUCUGGCAUGUACCCAACAUGCCCGACUGUUCUCGUUCGUCCUGGCAGGCUGAGCAGUGUUGCGUAGGGAAACUGGAGUGGCAGAUGGGUAGGGCAGGACCUGCCCCGUCUUCAAGCAUCAAAGAUGGUCACUAAUUUUAAAAUUAUGGACAAAAAGAAUCAUUUCUUAUUCCUUUUCUAUUAAGCAAGAUAAAGAUGACAUUGGUAUAGAUGGUAGUAGUUACUUUUGCACUGUUGGGACUGAUUGAUCUGAAUUAAUUAGACAUUAGCAACGUUCUGGGGGAGAUGGCCACUCUGCUGUUUAUUUCUGCGUUAGGACAAAGACCCAUCAUGUCCAGAUUUGAAGGUUGCCGGAAACCUUUGAUGUCAUUGAUGUGCUUUUUCUGAUCUUUGCACGGUUCUCAGAAAUAAUUCUUCACAUUGUUACAUAAGAAAGUUGGCAAGCUCACUCCAAAACAUCUCUGGCAGAAAAUAAAAAAGCUUAAAGUGA
This is a messenger RNA of Electrophorus electricus (electric eel), 4071 nucleotides long. It is a transcript of the gene cog3, whose product is annotated as component of oligomeric golgi complex 3. Gene Ontology annotation, cellular component: membrane; COG complex; cis-Golgi network. Gene Ontology annotation, biological process: Golgi organization; intra-Golgi vesicle-mediated transport; intracellular protein transport. The record is from RefSeq and is a predicted model, not a curated record. Lineage: Eukaryota; Metazoa; Chordata; Actinopteri; Gymnotiformes; Gymnotidae.